Molecule: messenger RNA, 1568 nt
Organism: Chara braunii
Lineage: Eukaryota; Viridiplantae; Streptophyta; Charophyceae; Charales; Characeae
Source: the annotation of a GenBank genome assembly
GUCCUGUUUGAUUGCAAGAAGGACGACACCCUCCACCUCUGCCUCGACUACCGCAGUCUCAACGACUAUACAGUCAGGAACAAUUAUCCUAUGCCCCGCGCGAACGAUCUGUUCGACCGCCUCUCCAACCACCACUUUUUCACGAAGAUCGGUCUUCGCAGCGGAUAUCACCAGAUCCGCGUAGCCGAGGAGGACCAGCCUAAGGCCGCUUUCUGUUCUUGUUUUGGGCACUACGAGUUUGCCGUCAUGCCUUUCAGUCUUCGUAAUGCCCCUUCCACCGUCUAUGUGAAGGACGUGGAGGUGGAAGAAGGUGUGAAGGCACUUGCCUGUGGUGGAUGGGUGAAGGAGGUGGAGGUGGAAGAAGGUAUGAAGGUGAAUAGCUACGGUGGAUGGGUGAAGGAGGUGGAGGUGAAAGGUGUGAAUGUGCUUAGCUAUGGUGGACGGGUGAAGGAUGUCGAGGUGGAAGAAGGUGUGAAGGUGCAUAGCUAUGGUGGGUGGGUGAAGGAGGUGGAGGUGGAAGACGACAUGAAGGUGCUUGGCUAUCGCGGAUGGAUGAAGAAGGUGGAGUUGGAAGGUGUGAAGGUGCUUGGCUAUGGUGGAUGGGUAAAGGAGGUGAAGGUCCAAGGAGGUGUGAAGGUGCUUGGCUAUGGUGGGUGGGUGAAGGAGGUGGAGGUGGAAGAAGGUGUGAAGGUGCUUGGCUAUGGUGGAUGGGUGGAGUUGGAGGUGGAAGAAGGUGUGAAGGUACUUGGAUACGGCGGAUGGGUGAAGGAGGUGGAGGUGGAAGAAGAUGUGAAGGUACUUGGCUAUGGUGGAUGGGUGAAGGAGGCAGAGGUGGAAGAAGAUGUGAAGGUGUUUGGCUAUGGUGGAUGGGUGAAGGAGGUGGAGGUGGAAGAAGGUGUGAAGGUGCUUGGCUAUGGUGGGUGGGUGAAGGAGGUGGAGGUGGAAGAAGGUGUGAAGGUGCUUGGCUAUGGCGGAUGGGUGAACGAGUUGGAGGUGGAAGAAGGUGUGAAGGUACUUGGAUAUGGCGGAUGGGUGGAGGUGGAGGUGGAAAAAGAUGUGAAGGUACUUGGCUAUGAUGGAUGGGUGAAGGAGGUGGAGGUGGAAGAAGGUGUGAAGGUGCUUGGCUAUGGUGGAUGGGUGGAGGCGGAGGUGGAAGAAGGUGUGAAGGUGUUUGGCUAUGGUGGAUGGGUGAAGGAGGUGGAGGUGGAAGAAGGUGUGAAGGUGAUUGGUUAUGGCGGAUAGGUGAAGGAGGUGGAGGUGAAAGAAGGUGUGAAGGUACUUGGAUAUGGUGGAUGGGUGAAGGAGGUGGAGGUGGAAGAAGGUGUGAAAGUACUUGGCUAUGGUGAAUAGGUGAAGGAGGCGGAGGUGGAAGAAGGUGUGAAGGUGUUUGGCUAUGGUGGAUGGGUGAAGGAGGUGGAGGUGGAAGAAGGUGUGAAGGUGCUUGGCUAUGGCGGAUGGGUGAAGGAGGUGGAGGUGGAAGAAGGUGUGAAGGUACUUGGCUAUGAUGGACCCUAUGUUUCUAGCCCCUACCUACUUGCAUGGCGUUAACGUCUAAACCAUCAGAAAAA